AUGAAAUUGUUUGAGACCUCGUUCAUACGAUUUCCUGUCCUUAUUGUUGGCACUACUGAUCUAGAUCGACAAUUCCAUUCAUUUGGCGUUGCUGUUUGCUCCAAUGAGAAAUCAAAAAAUUUCACAUUUGUUUUUCGUGCCCUUCAAGGUGGUGCAAAAAAACUUGAUUUACAAGAAAUUAAUCCAGAUGUUUUGAUUGCAGAUGGUUCAGAUGCAAUUCAUAAUGGAUUUCAAGCAAAUUUUGGAGAAAAACCUACGAUUAUGUGUUGGACUCAUAUGCGGCGAAAGGUGGUAAAGUACACUGAAUCUAUCGUAAACAAGACGGACAAAGAAGAUUUGAUAGAAGAUAUUGAAGUAUUACAAUUGGCACAAAGUGAACAAAUGUUUACGAAAGCUUCCAAUCUUUUUAUCAAAAAAUGGAACAAGAAAGAACCAAAAUUUAUCGAAUAUUUUCAAAAUGAAUGGUUAAAUUCACAUAAUGGUUGGUAUGAGGACAUAAAACAUUUAACUCCAAGCACAAAUAAUGGUUUGGAAUCAAACAACAGAGUUAUUAAGGAUGAAAAUACAUUUCGUGAACGUCUUCCAUUAUCCAGAUUUAAAAUUUUAACAUUAGAAAUUGUUGAAAAAUGGUCAAAAUCGUAUGAACGAGGUCUCAAACAAUUUCAUGAUAAGCAAACGGUGACAUUAGAUAUAUGGACAAAUAGUUAUCAAUGGGACCCAUUGAUAUGGUUCCAGGAACCAUCUUAUGUUUCAAGUUUACUACUAGAGAAAUCGAUAUUAUAUCACCUGCAGGCCAACAACUUUAGCCAACAAAUGAGGAGUGAGGGUGAAAGGAUAAGCAGCAUAGCAUGA
Didymodactylos carnosus is the source of this 852-nucleotide messenger RNA. The record is from the annotation of a GenBank genome assembly. Lineage: Eukaryota; Metazoa; Rotifera; Eurotatoria; Philodinida; Philodinidae.